UGUAACAAUUUUUUCUUUUUUAGGCAAAGAUAUAAUAAAAAAAUGGAACAAUGCAAGAGAUAACUGGAUGAAAUAUCACAAAAAAGUUAAGGAAUGUAAAUCCGGCUCUGGUGCAAAAAGUCUACGAAAAUAUAAAUUCUACGAUCAAAUGCUCUUUUUGUGUAAAAUUGUGACUCGCCGAACAACGGAAGCAAGUAUUACAUCAGAAAAAAACAUCACACAAUCUCACAACAAAGAAACUGACUCACAAACCAAUAAUGACCCUACCGCACCAGCCAAUACUACCGAUUUAACAAAAACAAGCAAGAAGAGAAAGACAGACUGUAGCGAAGUUGAUCGACAAAUGCUUACUUUAAUUAAAUCAGUUGAAGAUGAAGACAAGAGUAAGAGUAUGUGUUUUUUCAAAGGUAUUGCUCCGAUUGUAGACAAGUAUAGUGAUGACGAUUAUGUUGAAUUCCAAUAUGAAGUCAUUAAAGUUAUGAGAAAUUUAACUCGGAGAAAUCAAGCGUCCAUGCAGCAGCAAAAUUACAAUUACAAUAUUAAUCGAGGCUACACUACGGCUACACCCGACUACAGGAUACAUGAAUAUCAACCAACACAACCCAUUCCAUCGACAUCCAGGAUGCCCUAUGAAUAUCAGCCAACACAACUCAUUCCAUCCACAUCCAGGAUGCCUCAAGAACUCAUGCAGCAAGAUGAUUCCAAAUCUUCAAUUAUUACUGAAUUAAGUUCAAUCACAUCGCCUGAUUACGAUUUCGAUUUUUCUAAAACUCCUUAAUUUAAUUUUUGAGUAUAAUAAAACAAUUACUACCUA
Messenger RNA from Trichoplusia ni (cabbage looper), 814 nucleotides. RefSeq lists its product as uncharacterized. NCBI's taxonomy places the organism in Eukaryota, Metazoa, Arthropoda, Insecta, Lepidoptera, Noctuidae. The record is from RefSeq and is a predicted model, not a curated record. The transcript has 2 exons. The coding region runs from base 68 to 778 and encodes 236 amino acids.